Messenger RNA from Trachymyrmex cornetzi, 1040 nucleotides. RefSeq names its product uracil phosphoribosyltransferase krishah (gene kri). NCBI's taxonomy places the organism in Eukaryota, Metazoa, Arthropoda, Insecta, Hymenoptera, Formicidae. The record is from RefSeq and is a predicted model, not a curated record. The transcript has 7 exons. The coding region runs from base 131 to 844 and encodes 237 amino acids.
AUUUGCAGACAAUGGCGGUUAUGGCAAGAUAAAAUAAACCGGGCUAAUCGUGAUCUGUCAGUCGCUUGUACAAUUAUUCAUAAUUGUAUUGUCGGUGACACGUGGUGCAACCCAUUAGUCUGCAUCCGUCAUGGGAAGUGCGGACACCACGGUGAAGUUGCAAAAUGAUAAUCACGAGAUCGACGAGUAUGGAAUUAACCUAAAGAUUUUACCCUGCAACAAUCAGGUGAAAGAGUUGCAAACCAUUUUAAGGGAUAAGAAUACUACCAGAAGUGAUUUCAAAUUCUACGCUGAUCGUUUGAUCAGAUUAGUUAUUGAAGAGAGUUUGAAUCAGUUGCCUUUUACGAAAUGUGUGGUUACGACUCCAACUGGUGCCAAAUACAAAGGUUUAAAAUAUCAGAAAGGAAAUUGUGGUGUAUCUAUUGUAAGAAGUGGAGAGGCUAUGGAACAGGGUCUAAGAGAUUGUUGUCGUAGUAUCAGAAUUGGUAAAAUAUUAGUAGAAAGUGAUAUGGACACGCACGAAGCUAGAGUAGUUUAUGCUAAAUUCCCAGAUGAUAUAUCUGAGAGAAAAGUCUUGUUGAUGUAUCCAAUAAUGAGUACAGGAAAUACUGUCAUAAAAGCCAUAGCUGUACUAAAAGAACAUAAUGUACUUGAAGAAAACAUUAUCCUGUCAAAUUUAUUUUGUACACCGAUUGCAGCCAAAUCUUUAGUCACUGCCUUUCCUAAGAUGAAGAUCUUAACGUCAGAAAUCCAUACUGUUGCACCAAAUCAUUUUGGACAAAAAUACUUUGGCUGUACUCGUGUUGUAAUGGAGACACCAAAUAUACAAGAGAAAGAUAAUUGAGGACAUAAUUAGAUCUCAAUUGAACCUAUGAAAUAGCAAGUUUAAUUGUCCAUAUUACACUGAACGUUAUAACAACUUGUGUAGAUCAAUCAGAUUAUGCACUAUUUUUAACUUGAGAAAGGGUAAAGAAUAUUUUUAGAUAUUAUAUAUCAAAAAGUAUAUAUUUUACGCAUAGCUAGUUUUUAUAUCGCUUUUG